UUCCUCUCGCUUUACGGAGCCUGCUUGCAAUUCUUGCUCUUCAUGCCAGAGUCUGCAGCUGUCUCUCUGCUGCGUCCCACUGCCGCUGUUGUCGGAAACCGUCGCCUCUCAGGACGAACUGCCGCCAGACUUUUUUUUUUUUUUCCCGUCAAGACUCAGCGCUAUCCCGAAGGAUAUUGCAACUUUUAGACAUUUUCCAACAGGAAACUGAAUGAAGACACCUGACAGCGCGUAACGCCCCAUCCGCGUGUUUACUGAAAUCUUUGCAACUGUGAAGGCUAUAGGAAUGUGGAAUACAAGUCUAUCUCAACGUAAAACCACCUGCCUCUGCCCCUGACACCAUGACCACAGAUUUGAACUUGACCUCCCUGCUGAAUGUCACCGAUCUCCACAAUCACUCAAGAGGAUGUUCCCUCACCAAGACAGGCUUCCAGUUCUACUACCUGCCCACUGUUUACAUCAUGGUCUUCAUCACGGGGCUGGUGGGCAACAGCCUGGCCAUCUGGAUGUUUGUGUGCCACAUGAGACCGUGGAGCAGCAUCUCUGUCUACAUGUUCAACCUGGCCCUGGCUGACUUCUGCUACGUCCUCUCUCUGCCCUUCCUCAUCUUCUACUACUUCAACAAGACGGACUGGAUAUUCGGGGAUAUUCUGUGCCGGCUACAGCGUUUUAUAUUCCAUGUGAAUCUUUACGGAAGUAUUCUGUUUCUGACCUGCAUCAGUGUUCACAGGUACACUGGGGUGGUGCACCCGCUCAAGUCUCUGGGUCGACUGAAGAAGAAAAGUGCAGUUAUUACCAGUGUGCUGGUGUGGCUGGUGGUCGUUAUAAGUAUCUCCCCAAUCCUUUAUUAUUCCAGGACGGGCUUGAAGCGUAAUGCAACCAUUUGUUAUGACACCACCACUGAGGAUGAGUUACCAGGUUAUUUCAUCUACAGCAUGACUUUGACUGUGUUUGGGUUCUGCAUCCCUUUUAUUAUCAUAUUUUGUUGCUAUGGCAUGAUUGUCAAAGCGUUAAUCUGCAAUGAUAUGAACAACGCGCCCCUGCGGCAGAAAUCAAUCCACUUGGUUAUCAUCGUGCUCGCGGUCUUCGCCGUCUCCUACCUGCCUUUCCAUGUGAUGAAGAACCUCAACAUGAGGGCCCGGCUGUACUUCCAGAGCCCUGACAUGUGUGAGUUUAACAACCGCGUCUACGCCACCUACCAGGUGACACGCGGGCUGGCCAGCCUGAAUAGCUGUGUGGAUCCUAUUCUUUACUUCCUGGCUGGAGAUACCUUCAGGAGGAAGCUGUCACGGGCCACUAAAAAACCCUCCAGGAAGGGGGACAAUGUCCUUCAGUCCAAGAGUGAGGAGACGGCACUCAACAGCCUGGCUGAGUAUGUGGAGAAUGGGGACAGGAAGCUGUGACAGGGCCCCUCAAUGUGCCUGGUGCUGGGGGUGCGGAUCCCUGUUAGCUUUAGAAAACACAACGGACUUGGUAUUAAAUAAAUAAAUGCACUGUUUAGACUGACGGCUGUAUGUAGAAUAUACUGGACGAUGGUUUAUAGACCUGUAGGAUAAAUACUCCAUUUAACCCUGUGAUAACCAUCGCUUGCUUGCAGCCUGUCGACGUUGAUAAGCUAUCGUACUGUAUUGUCCUGUACAUGUAUUGUACUCUAAAUGUUAGAGCCAUCUCUCUUCAUUCUUAUCGAAUAGCUAGCAUUGCUUACACUUUGGACAAAACGAACAUCAUGAUCAGACAAGCCGGGGGAAAAUAGGUUUCCCUUCAGCUUAAUUAAUGCCCUGUUCAUCAAUUUGAUCAGGAAAAAUUGGACUCAGAAUGGAUAGCACCCUCUCUAGCCACCGAGCUGAUGCUUAAUCAAUAGCUAUUAAGCGGGCGGGAACUUGUGGUUAAGGAAGUGUACCUGGGAUGGCUUUUAAAGGAAAAAAAGUAAAUGCACUGAACCUGAGUUUGCUGCAUGGAUGUGCCAUGCAGACAGUGUAAUGCACUAUGACCAGGGACUCUCUGCUCAGAGGGCUACCUAUCACUCCUCAUUUCUUUCUGCAUCUAUAACUGACUGUGUGAGAAAUGUGGUCGAGUUUUUCAUUUUGACAGCCCUGAGGUUGAGGUCUGCAACGGCUCUGUUACCACAAUCUUUCUUGCCUUGUUAACCUGUUCCCUACUGAAAAAUGGGAAAAUAAUACUUACAGUAUUUUGUGUAUAUGAUACUAUAGUGAAUGUUUUUUCUGAGGUGUACUGUACAGGAUGUUGUGACGUUCCAGAUGAAUCUGUGUUGUUAACCGUUUUGUUCAAGUCAGUACCACUAAUCCAGACCUUUAGUGCAUGAGUCUAUUAUCAAAUCACAUCAGUGAAACACUUGCCAACCAUGGCAGUUUGGAACUGCUCAACAGUUAAUUGUAACAUAGGGAAUAAUAGCUUAUCAAUGAGCAGAAACAGACACACACACUCGGUCACCUGCUUUGUAUCUCCACCAAUAUUGAAGACUUUUUUUUUUGUAUAAGAUACCUCAAGUAAAUACUGCACUGUGUUUGUGUUUUGGCAGAUAAUAAUUGUUUUGUAUCUAGUGUAGUCACUCUGGAGAAAUGAUUGUGGAGCUCUCUCGGUAUAUAUUUUACCCUGGACUACAUAGAUGUUUGAUGUCUCUACUAAUACAUUUGUAAAUCUGUGAUGUGGUCAGCUAUUGUCAAGAAAGGAAGUGAAUCACCUGUACAGGAUAUUUGGGGCCACGUGUAUCUUUGUCAAUAAAUUUUUAUAUUUAAAACAU
Molecule: messenger RNA, 2761 nt
Organism: Seriola dumerili (greater amberjack)
Lineage: Eukaryota; Metazoa; Chordata; Actinopteri; Carangiformes; Carangidae
Gene: p2ry1
Product: purinergic receptor P2Y1
Exons: 2
Coding region: 342-1403 (353 amino acids)
Biological process (GO): platelet activation; relaxation of muscle; phospholipase C-activating G protein-coupled receptor signaling pathway
Cellular component (GO): plasma membrane
Molecular function (GO): G protein-coupled ADP receptor activity; G protein-coupled ATP receptor activity; A1 adenosine receptor binding
Source: RefSeq, a predicted model, not a curated record